This is a messenger RNA of Spinacia oleracea (spinach), 1012 nucleotides long. RefSeq lists its product as uncharacterized. The record is from RefSeq and is a predicted model, not a curated record. Bases 645 to 947 code for a protein of 100 amino acids. NCBI's taxonomy places the organism in Eukaryota, Viridiplantae, Streptophyta, Magnoliopsida, Caryophyllales, Amaranthaceae. The transcript has 2 exons.
AGUUUGCUUAUAUGCAUCCUUAACAUAUAAUUCUAUAGGUGUAUGGAAUAAAUAAGAAUUGAGAGACCUGCACAAAUGUGAUCCAUCCUGUUCCCAUUUUGCUAACAGUUUGGAACUUUCAUAAUUUCUGGUUCUUGGCUAUUAAAAUAGUUGUAUUUAUUUAUUAUAUCUCCCAUGCACAUGUAUACACAUACACACGUACAACACAUGUGCAACUACAAAAACACAGUUGCCAACUUGCAAAAAACUAAAAUAUUUUGAACCCGUGAUCAUUUAAAUUUCAUGGUAUUAUAUAACAUCUCAAAUUAUGACGGUUUCUUCUUUUCCAAAUAUUGAAUAUUCGUUUAAAAUUGGAUGGAGAGCUCAUAGAAUUAAAUCAGGUUGAUUGAAGCGGAAGAGUGCUAUGGGGUUUCUAUUUGUGAUCCUCGCAUGCGUAAUAGAUUGAAGGGAAUAUUCUACUGCACAACAAUUAAGCCUGCACCAUCAUAUGGUGCAGAAUGUUGGGAAGUGAAACAAUGUCACACUCAUAAGAUGAAUGUGGCGGAGAUGCUUAUGUUGCGUUAGAUGUGUGUCCAUACAAGAAAGACUUGCUGAGAAAUGAAAUCAACUAAAGUGGUUUGGACAUGUAAGACAGAGACCGCUUGAUGCCGGUUAGAAGGCUUGAAGAGUGCCAAAGUGAUGGGAUUUUGAGGAGUAGAAGAAGACCUGGGCAAACUUGGAAAGGGGUGAUUGAGAGUGAUAUGAGUUUAUUGGGAUUGAGAAAGUAUCUAGGAAUGGUUGUAUGGGAGCUUGAUGUGCCUGCAAGAACUGCGAGUAAAGCUUCUCUGAAUAUAUAUCAUGAUCUGAUGGGUUCUUGUUACAUGAGCCAUAAAACCGAGCAUGUAUACUUUGGAACUUUCAUGGGAUCUAAACAAGUUUUGUGCAUAGUCCAUCAUCAACGACUUUAGUUUCCUAAUUAUCAUUUAAUUCUUAAAGAAAAUGCCACUUUUUUUUCAAUUUAUACUUGGCUUUG